AAGCAGAAGUACUAUGAAUUCGCAUCUGAUCGUCAAUUCUAUACACGUUGAGCUAUCGCCAGGAAAUGAAAUGAUUACUUCUAAAACUAUGUAAUACUCGACAGUAACUAGCCUGAUUAUUACUUAUUUUAUCUGUGUUGGGUCAGUCAUUUGUAUAAUAACUAUUAAUCAAUGCGAUCUUAAACAGGCGAAACUUUUGCAAUUAUACCAUUGGUUUGGAACUAAUAAUGGUGCAACUUUAUAAUAUUUUUUUAAUUUGAAAAUGGAAUAAAAAAGGAAAAACAAAUAUUCCAAUGUAAAUAUUUUAAGUUCAAGGAUUUAAUAAAUAGUGAAAAUGGCAACGAGAAAAAGAAUCGACAGAGCAUCUAGUGUUAUAAUGAAGAACAUUGUUGUCAUUAGUUUUAUUAGUAGUAUUCUGAAUACUGUUCUUCUGUGUAUAUCAGCAUCAAAAGAAACCUGGAUGUUUGGGAAUGUUUCUUGUCAAAUCCAUGCCAUUGUAUGCUACGUCUUGUUAUCCAGUAUUGCCUGGUUGACAUCUCUGGCAGCGAUUGAAAGGUUAUACAAAUGUUUAUCAUCUGGAAGUUAUUCGAUGACAUUUUCUGAAAUCAAUACUCGCAUCCUGAUAUUUGGAAUGUAUAUGACAGCUUUCUUUCUCUGCACUGGUCCGAUGUACGGAUGGGGAGAGUAUUCACAAUUCAAAGGAUUAUUGAUGAUAAAAGUAAGAUUACUUUCACGUCAUGCAACAGAGUCAACAGAUUUGUGUAAUACCACUUUAACUAAUACAGAUGCUGAAAAUAUUCAAUAUUUUGGACAAUUGAUUACAUCUAGCUUGCAGGAAAAAUGGAAUAUGUACAUCCGUACAACGAAUAUUAAAUGUGAUAUCCAUUUCACAGUGAGGAUUCGAGAUGUCACUUCAUUAACAGUAUUACUAGAAGACGUGGAGUCUCAACAAACUGGGAAUAUUUUAUAUGACCUAAUUACUCACCUGAACAAUAACGUUACAGAGAGAUAUACACCUGAGAUUAUUGUGGAUAGAAGCAAUAUGCAUAAUUAUAAAAAUGUUCUUCUACCAUUUCAAAGUCUUGGAGUUUGUACUUUGGAUUUUUCUUCAGUCAAUGAUUAUAAAAAGUCAGCUACAUAUUACAUAUUCGGAACAACUCUUAUUUUACCAUUUGCUGUAACCGCAGCAUGUGGAUUAGUUGUGCUUAUGAACCACUAUUCCGGUUCAUUACCUGAUAACAUUGUUAACUUUAAGAUAAUAUAUUUUGGAAGUCUGUUAAGUUUCAUAUGCUGUUUUCCUUACUACAUUAUCAAUUUUAUGAAUGGAUCUGGACAUUUCAUACCAAGACAUGCCAAUUUUGUCUCCACGUUUUUCUUUUAUAAUUCUUCUUUGUGUUUGACGAUUCCGUAUCUACUAUAUAGGCGACCGAAAUGUAGAAAAUCAACAAAAUCUACAAAAAAUUCACAUUCCUAUUCAAAUAGCAAUGGAAUACAAGAAGAUAUCCAGGUGGAACAAGAAUAUUCUAAAGUUGAUUACGUGUGAUUCAAGUUGUUUAUAUCAAUAUAUUCUCUGCUAUCAGCAAACCCAACAUUUUGGAUUAUUUGUGACACACACACUAUGUUAAGCUCAAAAAGUGAAGACGGCAUUCAGAAUCAGCAAAAUGCAUUGGUUUAUCUAAAAUGUUCAGCUGAUAAAAUAAAACAUGAAAAUAAUUGGUCGUUAUAUCAGUGCAGAUAUUUAAACAGAUUGCCCUUAUGGAAAACACUUCCAUUUACGAAAGCACGAAAAAAGUGAAAUAUCAUACUACAAUUAUUUGUCUACAUGUUAUCAUUUUGAUAUCGUCAUUGUAGAUGAUCAUCCUAUUGACUUGUUUUGCUAGUAAAUUUAUAACAUU
This is a messenger RNA of Mytilus trossulus (common blue mussel), 1895 nucleotides long. RefSeq lists its product as uncharacterized. Gene Ontology annotation, biological process: phototransduction; G protein-coupled receptor signaling pathway; cellular response to light stimulus. The record is from RefSeq and is a predicted model, not a curated record. Gene Ontology annotation, cellular component: plasma membrane. Lineage: Eukaryota; Metazoa; Mollusca; Bivalvia; Mytilida; Mytilidae. Gene Ontology annotation, molecular function: G protein-coupled photoreceptor activity. Bases 335 to 1543 code for a protein of 402 amino acids. The transcript has 5 exons.